This is a messenger RNA of Etheostoma spectabile (orangethroat darter), 3647 nucleotides long. It is a transcript of the gene slc26a6l2, whose product is annotated as solute carrier family 26 member 6, like 2. NCBI's taxonomy places the organism in Eukaryota, Metazoa, Chordata, Actinopteri, Perciformes, Percidae. The coding region runs from base 95 to 2485 and encodes 796 amino acids. The record is from RefSeq and is a predicted model, not a curated record. Gene Ontology annotation, molecular function: secondary active sulfate transmembrane transporter activity. Gene Ontology annotation, biological process: sulfate transmembrane transport. Gene Ontology annotation, cellular component: membrane. The transcript has 18 exons.
AGAACAGCGAGGAGGCUUUGCUUUCACAAACUGUAAGGAGGAGCUCAAAGAGGCAUUGGCGUUAAGGAGGUCUGCUGAAUUUGGUCUAACAGACAUGGACAUUGAGGAGAAGAACUGUUCAGAUGGAGCUUAUUUUGUGCAGAGGAAAGUUCUGGAUGAGUUAAGCCUGGAUGAAGUGGCACAAAAAAGGACGUGGUCCACUGAACCAACCCUGAGGGAACGGGUGAAAGAGUCACUAAGAUGUUCAGUGCCCAGGCUGAAGCGUAUAGCGUUGAGCUGGGUCCCUGUUCUCAGCUGGCUGCCUCAUUACUCCAUCAGAGAAAACGCAGUAGGGGACCUGAUCUCUGGCUGCAGCGUGGGCAUCAUGCAUCUACCACAAGGCAUGGCAUAUGCCCUUUUGGCUUCCUUAGGCCCAGUGUUUGGCCUUUACACUUCCCUAUACCCUGUGCUGGUCUACUUCAUCUUUGGUACUUCCAGACACAUCUCAAUAGGUACAUUUGCUGUGAUCAGCAUCAUGAUUGGGACUGUGACGGAGAGGCUGGCACCAGACAGUAAAUUUAUUGCAAAUGGCACUAAUCAGACAGGAAGUGUGGACCUUGAUGCACGGGACGCAUCCAGAGUUCAGAUAGCGUGUUCCCUCACGGUCUUGGCAGGAAUCUUUCAGAUCCUGUUAGGUGUGGUGAGGUUUGGUUUUGUGGUGACGUACCUGUCUGAGCCACUGGUCCGAGGCUACACCACAGGAUCAGCAUGCCAUGUAUGCGUCUCCCAGCUCAAGUACCUUUUUGGGGUCACGCCAGCUCGCUUCACUGGUCCGUUCUCUCUUAUUUAUACUCUGGUGGAUGUUUGUCGGCUGCUGCCGGAGACUAAAGUGCCCGAGCUGUUUGUUAGCUUGGUUGCGCUCUUUGUUCUCAUUUUGGUCAAAGAAAUCAAUGCCUGCUACAGACAGAAGCUGCCCAUGCCCAUCCCGAUAGAAAUCGUAGUGAUCAUAGCAGCAACAAUUAUCACCCACUUCUGUGGACUGACGAGUAAAUACAGCAUUGAUGUGGUUGGAAAGAUUCCUAGUGGACUCAAUGCCCCUCAAGCUCCAAACGCCACAUUUUUCUCAGACGUGAUAGGCGAUGCUUUUGCAGUGGCCAUUGUGAGCUAUGCCAUCAACAUUUCUCUGGGCAAAACGUUUGCCCUCAAACAUGGCUACAAAGUGGAUAGCAAUCAGGAGCUGAUUGCCUUGGGUCUUUGUAACACUGUUGGCAGUUUUUUUCAGUGUUACUCUGUCACUUCCUCCUUGUCUCGCAGCCUUGUCCAGGAGAGCACAGGGGGCAAGACACAAGUUGCUGGAGUGAUUUCGUCCAUCAUCGUGCUCAUCACAGUUUUACAAAUAGGUUCUCUCUUUUCAGACCUCCCCAAGGCUGUAUUAUCCACAAUAGUGUUUGUUAAUUUGAAGGGAAUGUUUACGCAGUUCAUGGACGUGCAUAUACUUUGGAAGACCAACAGGGUUGAUCUGCUGGUGUGGCUGGUAACGUUCACAAGCACACUCCUGCUCAACCUGGACCUGGGUCUGGCUGUCUCCAUUGGCUUUUCCAUGCUCACUGUCAUCUUUAGGACACAACUACCCCGCUACUCUAUCUUGGGCCAUGUGACAGGCACCGCCCUGUAUCUGGACACAGACACCUACAAGGAGGCUAAAGAGAUUCCAGGAAUUAAAAUUUUCCGUUCAUCUACAACUAUCUAUUACGCAAAUGCUGAGAUGUACUCGGAGGCCCUGCAAGAGAAGAGUGGACUUGAAAUUGGGAAGCUGCUGACUGCAAUGAAAAAACGAGAUGCAAAGCUGAAGCGUAAACAAGAAAAAGAGAAAAAGGAAGCUAAAAUGGAGGCGAAGAAACAAAGAAAAGCAGUCAGCCAAAUGUCCAAUGGUGCAUUCUCAGAAGUGAACGAGAGGAAAGUCUCUGCAGGAGUGAAGGGACAGAGCCAGGGGCAUGUAACAGCCUUAAGCCUGACAGAAAUCUCUACACAUGGCCAGAGUAAAGGCCAAGUGAACAGGGCUUACCAAGAUGACACAACCAUGUCAGACUCAGAUUCAGACAUGGGUAGUCACAUUUUUGACAGCAUCACCCAAGUGUCGAAACCGGGUGGUGAGAAAAAGGGAAAGGCCUGCGGAUCGAGUACGCACAGCAUCAUCUUGGACAUUGCAACAACCAGCUUUGUGGACACAGUCACUGUGAAGACCUUGAAAAAUAUAUUCAGGGACUUUGGAGAGAUUGAUGUGGACAUCUAUCUAGCAGGCUGCCAAGCAUGUGUCGUGGAGCAGCUGGAAACCGCAGGUUUCUUUUCAGAGUCCAUCCCAAAGAGCAGGCUUUUUGUCACGAUUCAUGAUGCAGUGCUUCAUAGUCUCAAGAAACAAACUGACUUCGUACUUGUGAGUUCACUCAGAAUAUUAAUUACCGGUCGGAGCUCUUUCAGCUUCACUUCUCACUUGUCAUUGCUGUAAUGUAUUCUGAACUGUUCCUACCCUCAGCCCUGAAUCUGCAAAUGUUUUUUCCAGGAUGUGUCCUGCAGCACUCAGAUGUAACCAGUAGGAGUCAGACUGUUCCAACUCUCACCAUCUUCUUCCUCCUCUAGACUGCUGGCUUUUCUAUUGCUCACUACUGCUUGUCAUUGUCUCCUCCCCCUUCAGUAGUGGAGAAUGCACCACCUUGACAUGGCGGGUGGUUGCCAUGGAAAUACCGGGAGCCGUUUCUGUGGCAACAGGCUUUUUAUGAUAUCUUCUAAUGAGAUAGCCAGCAAUACGUCAUUGCAGCUCUCACUCUGUGGUGUGUGUGUGUGUGUGAGAGAGACAGAGAAGGGGCGGGGGUUGAGUGGGAGAAUGUAACACUGGACUAAUAUGAGUCUGUAUUUAUAGCCUGCGUGAUAGAGUACAUAGAGUGUAAAAGGUUCAGGGGAAACUCAUAUGAGAGGUGUUGUUGUCAAUCUCCACAGCGUCCUCUACAACAAAUCAGUAAAAUGUUAACAUUUGUCAUCGAUAUGGUCAGACCCUUCACUCUGGGAGGGGUUCUCACUCACUUCAGAUAAUAGUGUAAGAGGCAUUACAUUGAAAAUGAGCAGCAGCUUUUAAACACAAUGUCAGUGUAUUUAUAGUCCGUAUUCACACGUCUGAUUCCUCUUAAGCUCUCUUCUAUUUUUGGGAUAGCCCACCCAAACAUAUUUUCUCCCAUCCAUAAUCAACAACAAAUGUCCAUUUAAAUGUGCAAUUAUUGAAACUGGAAAAAAUUACUUUGCUAAAAAACUCACAAUUGUUUAUCAGGUGGGAUGUCAGGGCUUCCCAUCAAAAACAAAUUCUAAAAACGCAGAAAACACUGAAAUGUGUCAAAGAUCCUCAAAUAUUGGUUACUUGGAUUAGUGACUGCAAUGUAAACUUUGUCAAGUGUUUUAAAUGACAGAACACACAUAUUUCCUUGAGAGUGCUUUAAAUCACAAUUUUUCUAGCUGAUUGUUUAUACAUCCAGUUGUCUGUGUAUAUUUGACUAGUUUUUAUACAGAUGGAACAUGUUUAAUGUGAUUGAAACAGAAUAGUUUUUGUGCACAUCUAGAGGAGGCCUUAUGAAUUAAGUAUGAAUGAGCCAGUGUAAAUAAAGAGUCAUAACAACACAUUG